Messenger RNA from Kwoniella botswanensis, 615 nucleotides. RefSeq lists its product as uncharacterized. The record is from RefSeq and is a predicted model, not a curated record. Lineage: Eukaryota; Fungi; Basidiomycota; Tremellomycetes; Tremellales; Cryptococcaceae. Gene Ontology annotation, biological process: mitochondrial translational termination. Gene Ontology annotation, molecular function: translation release factor activity, codon nonspecific; peptidyl-tRNA hydrolase activity. The coding region runs from base 1 to 615 and encodes 204 amino acids. The transcript is spliced from 3 exons. Gene Ontology annotation, cellular component: mitochondrial large ribosomal subunit.
AUGCUGAUUGCAUCCCUGCCAAAGGGCCUUGGUAUCCGCUCGUCCCACGCAUUGGUCGUGCAGACCCCCCUCCGAACAUUGGCAUCCUCGAGCGUUUCCUUCGCCAAAGCUUCCCCUCACCUUCUAGCCUUGCCUACUCUACCCAAAGAAACGGACCACGCAGCAGCCAGAGAAUGGGUCGAUAAUUUCCAAUUAGAUGAUAUACCGAAAGAUGCGUAUAUAAUCAGUCGAAGUAGAUCAAGUGGACCUGGAGGUCAGCACGUCAACAAGACAGAAUCAAAAGUCACUCUACGUUGCGAUCUAAGCAAAGCCAAAGGUAGCUGGCUGCCUGACUUCGUAUUUCAGCCUAUGAUGAGAUCUCCUCACUACCUACCCAGCCCUCCAACCUUACUCAUAUCCUCCCAAACAUCCCGUACGGCCUCUCAGAAUCUCACGACUGCCCUUGACAUCUUACAUAAAACCAUAAUCCAUGCGGCAGAAAGCGUCAUUGUCAAUCCUACAUCUCACGAACAAAAAGCAAAAGUCAAGGGAUAUAUCAAGAAGGAGAAUGAGAAGAGGAUAGAGUUGAAGAGGAGAAACUCGGCCAAGAAAGCCUCGCGAAGGGAUGUCGAUUGA